Molecule: messenger RNA, 2189 nt
Organism: Scylla paramamosain (green mud crab)
Lineage: Eukaryota; Metazoa; Arthropoda; Malacostraca; Decapoda; Portunidae
Product: actin-3, muscle-specific-like
Exons: 2
Coding region: 939-2069 (376 amino acids)
Source: RefSeq, a predicted model, not a curated record
GAGAGAGAGAGAGAGAGAGAGAGAGAGAGAGAGACAGAAAUAGAAAACACAGUCACUCAAAAAAGACACACCUAGAGACAGACUGAGACUGAAGGAAGCAUAAAACCUUAUUUUGUUCAGUUAUCAUAAGCUUUCAGUUUUUAUAACAUAUUUUCCGAAAGGUACAAUCCUUACCGCUUCAGUCACUACACAUUAGUUAGAUCAUUAACAACAAUACAAAUUAUUAUUAUCCUAUGGGACAUUCAGCACUGCAUAGGACUUCUUUGCAGACAGGGUUACUCAUACCGUAACGCAAAGAUAUGUGCUAAAGCUUCAUCUGAGUAUCCGUUCAUGUUAGAACAAUUCCCUUCAUCAUCUUUAUGAAAGUCACAACGAGGCCAAAAGAUCUCACCUUACACCAUGUAAGAGGGUAUUUUACUCUAUUUAAGCGGGUGGCAAGGAAAAUCAUAUGAAUGAAAUAAUAUCUAAUCAACUUUUACGACUUAGAAGGUAAAAAGUGUGUGUGUGUGUGUGUGUGUGUGUGUGUGUGUGUGUGUGUGUGUGUGUGUGUGUGUGUGUGUGUGUGUGUGUGUGUGUGUGUGUGUGUGUGUGUGUGUGUGUGUGUGUGUGUGUGUGUGUGUGUGUGUGGUCUUGGCAAAACUGCACCAAGCUCUCCACUCUUUCACGAGAAGUGGCAGUAAUAAGACUAACAAUACACAUACACAGUGAAGGGCGAGCAUACCGGGAAAAAUAACACGACAUUCUCAAAUCAACACGAAAACAUCCACGUGAAACAACUAUAUAUCUAUAAAAAGAUGUCCGCCGCGUGAAUUACCUUCCGGAGUUUAGAAAGCGAGAGUAGGAAGGAGCUACGUAUAUAAGCAGGUUACCAAGAGCUGUGUCUUUAGUGUACUUCAGACUUAGGAUACCUUGGCAUCGUAUCUACGAAAUAAUCCAUCAUGAAUGACGAUGAAGUGAGUCCCCUCGUGGUCGACAAUGGCUCUGGUAUGGUCAAAGCUGGCUUCGCCGGCGACGACGCUCCCCGAGCUGUAUUCCCCUCCAUCGUCGGCCGACCUCGCCACCAGGGUGUGAUGGUCGGCAUGGGUCAGAAGGAUGCCUACGUCGGCGACGAGGCCCAGAGCAAGCGAGGUAUCCUGACCCUCAAAUACCCCAUCGAGCACGGCAUCAUCACCAACUGGGACGACAUGGAGAAGAUCUGGCACCACUCCUUCUACAACGAGCUCCGCGUUGCCCCUGAGGAAUCUCCUGUCCUCCUCACUGAGGCUCCCCUUAACCCCAAGGCCAAUCGUGAGAAGAUGACCCAGAUCAUGUUUGAAACAUUCAACACCCCUGCUAUGUAUGUAGCAAUACAGGCUGUACUGUCCUUGUACGCCUCUGGCCGUACUACUGGUAUCGUGCUCGAUACUGGUGAUGGUGUUACCCACACCGUCCCCAUCUAUGAGGGUUAUUGUCUUCCUCACGCCAUCCUGCGUCUUGACCUCGCAGGCCGUGACCUGACUGCCUAUCUCACCAAGAUCAUGACUGAACGUGGCUACUCCUUCACCACUACGGCUGAGCGAGAAAUCGUUCGUGACAUCAAGGAGAAGCUUUGCUAUGUUGCUCUUGACUUUGAGAGUGAGAUGAGUGUAGCCGCCGCUUCUUCCUCUCUCGAUAAAUCCUACGAGCUUCCCGACGGUCAGGUCAUCACCAUCGGCAACGAGCGCUUCCGCUGCCCCGAGUCCCUCUUCCAGCCUUCCUUUCUGGGUAUGGAAUCUGUCGGGAUCCACGAGACCGUUUACAACUCCAUCAUGAGAUGUGACAUUGAUAUCAGAAAAGACCUGUUCGCCAAUAACGUGUUGUCUGGCGGCACCACCAUGUACCCUGGUAUUGCUGACCGCAUGCAGAAGGAAAUCACUGCUCUUGCUCCUCCCACAAUUAAGAUUAAAAUCAUUGCUCCUCCUGAGCGUAAAUACUCCGUAUGGAUCGGUGGCUCUAUCCUUGCUUCUCUGUCCACAUUCCAGACCAUGUGGAUCACUAAGGAAGAGUAUGAUGAAUCUGGCCCAGGUAUUGUCCACCGAAAGUGUUUCUAAAAAAACUCUUUAAAUUCUCAUCUGAUUAUACUCUCUUCAUUAUAUAUCUAUUUUACUUUAUUACUUAUUUUUCUGCUCUUGUUACAGAAAUUCUGUAAAAUAAAAGUUUUAUAUAACUUA